Molecule: messenger RNA, 1117 nt
Organism: Dipodomys ordii (Ord's kangaroo rat)
Lineage: Eukaryota; Metazoa; Chordata; Mammalia; Rodentia; Heteromyidae
Gene: Asgr1
Product: asialoglycoprotein receptor 1
Exons: 9
Coding region: 140-997 (285 amino acids)
Molecular function (GO): signaling receptor activity
Source: RefSeq, a predicted model, not a curated record
CCCAGACACACAGGGCCCUCAUAUGGACCCGGUCUCUUCCCUUCCCUCUUGCUUUCAGCCCCCUCCUUAAGCCUGGAAUCGGCACACAAAAUUGAGGGGCCUGAGAGUCAGAUCUCCAGAUCUUCACACCAGCCCUAUCAUGACGAAGGAAUAUCAAGAUCUCCAGCACCUGGACAAUGAGGACAAUGACCACCAUCAGCUGCGGAGAGGGCCUCUUCCUUCCAAGCCCCGGUUGCAGCGUCUUUGCUCUGGACCCCGUCUUUUCCUCCUCUCCUUGGGCCUCAGCCUCCUGCUGCUGGUGGUGGUCUGUGUGAUCGGAUCCCAAAAUUCUCAGAUGCAAGGGGAGCUGCUGUCCCUGAGGGCAAUCUUCAGCAACUUCACCGUGAGCAUUGAGGCUGAGUUCAAGACCCUGAGCACCCAGGGAGGCAAUGUGGGAAGAAAGAUGAAGUCGCUGGAAUCCCAGAUGGAGAAAGAGCAGCAAAACCUGAGAGAAGAUCAUAUCAGCUUGCUGGUCCACGUGAAGCAGUUUGUGUCUGACCUGCGAAGUUUGAACUGUCAGUUGGCUGGGCUGCAGGGCAAUGGCUCGGCGAAGUCCUGCUGCCCCAUUAACUGGGUGGCGUAUGAAGACAGCUGCUACUGGUUCUCCAACUCUGGGAAACCCUGGCCGGAGGCUGACAAGUAUUGCCAGCUGGAGAAUGCCCACCUGGUGGUGGUGAACUCUAAGGAGGAGCAGCAAUUUGUUCAGCACCAUACUGGUCCUAUAAACACCUGGAUGGGUCUAACUGAUCAAAAUGGCCCCUGGAGAUGGGUGGAUGGGACUACCUAUGAUACUGGCUUCAUAAACUGGAGACCAGAGCAGCCAGAUAACUGGUACGGCCACGGGCUGGGAGGCGGCGAGGACUGUGCCCAUUUUACUGCCGAUGGUCGCUGGAAUGAUGACGUCUGCCAGAGGCCCUACCGCUGGGUCUGUGAGACAAAGCUGGACAAGGACAGCUAGGAACGUUCUUCUCUAAUUUAUUUCCUCACUGUCUUGAGCAGCUGAAGGUUAGGAUUGAGAUUCCUCCAAUCUGGCAGUCUCUACACUCUUGAUUUUCCUCCAGAACAAGAAAGGGGAAAG